UGCCAAGUAAAUCGUCAUGUCUCUAGCUCGUCAAAACUAUCACGAUGAAGUCGAAGCGGCCGUCAAUAAACAGAUUAACGUAGAACUCUACGCCUCCUAUGUCUAUCUAUCGAUGUCUGCACACUUCGAUCGUGAUGAUAUCGCACUUCGGAACAUUGCCAAAUUUUUCAAGGAGCAAUCGGAUGAGGAGCGUGGCCAUGCCACAGAGCUCAUGAGAAUUCAAGCUGUCCGUGGAGGACGUGUUGCCAUGCAGAACAUUCAGAAGCCAGAGAAAGACGAGUGGGGAACUGUCCUUGAAGCAUUUGAAGCCGCACUUGCUCUAGAGAGAGCCAAUAAUGCAUCUUUGUUGAAGCUUCAUGGAAUCGCCGAACAACGCAAUGACGCGCACUUGACAAAUUACAUUCAGGAGAAGUAUUUGGAAGAGCAGGUACAUUCGAUCAAUGAAUUUGCUCGCUACAUUGCAAAUAUCAAGAGAGCCGGCCCAGGACUCGGAGAAUAUUUGUUCGACAAAGAGGAAUUUUCUGAUUAAUAAUUUUUAUUUGAUGUAUUUAUUGUACAUAUGGAUGAAAUUGUAUAUUUACUGAAAUGAAACACAUUGAAAACUUC
Messenger RNA from Caenorhabditis elegans, 606 nucleotides. It is a transcript of the gene ftn-1, whose product is annotated as Ferritin. Lineage: Eukaryota; Metazoa; Nematoda; Chromadorea; Rhabditida; Rhabditidae. Gene Ontology annotation, biological process: intracellular iron ion homeostasis; iron ion transport. The transcript is spliced from 3 exons. The record is from RefSeq and is marked reviewed. Bases 17 to 529 code for a protein of 170 amino acids. Gene Ontology annotation, molecular function: ferric iron binding; ferroxidase activity.